Molecule: messenger RNA, 438 nt
Organism: Adineta steineri
Lineage: Eukaryota; Metazoa; Rotifera; Eurotatoria; Adinetida; Adinetidae
Source: the annotation of a GenBank genome assembly
AUGCCUACUAAACCAAUAACUCAACAACCUGAAUCAACAAAUUCAACAUUUACAUUAAUGCCUGAUGAAUAUGUUCGAUUUGAAUAUAAUUAUAAACCCGGUUGUUGUUGUUUUAGUUCAAAAACGACAACUAUAACUAAUAUGCGUUUAAUGACACGAACUAUUGAAACACCAACGAUAGGUUCAAGAAAAACAGCAAGCGGAAAAGAAAGAACAAAUACGAAAUAUAUUCCGGAUAUUAAUAAUGUUAAACAAUUACAAUCAGCAAUACCAAUAAGUCAAUAUACAUGGUGGAUGAAAUUACUUGAUAUAUUAACAUGUCGAUGUUCAAAUCAACAAAUCGAUUGGUUAGAAUCAUGCCGUGGAAUGGAAAAUUCAAAUGAAUCUACAGUAAAACCUAUCGAUCUUAAAGAACCAACAUUAGUUGAAAGAUUCUAA